This is a messenger RNA of Pungitius pungitius (ninespine stickleback), 1858 nucleotides long. It is a transcript of the gene trnt1, whose product is annotated as tRNA nucleotidyl transferase, CCA-adding, 1. Gene Ontology annotation, biological process: tRNA 3'-terminal CCA addition; mitochondrial tRNA 3'-end processing. Gene Ontology annotation, molecular function: nucleotidyltransferase activity; tRNA binding. NCBI's taxonomy places the organism in Eukaryota, Metazoa, Chordata, Actinopteri, Perciformes, Gasterosteidae. The coding region runs from base 128 to 1411 and encodes 427 amino acids. The record is from RefSeq and is a predicted model, not a curated record. Gene Ontology annotation, cellular component: mitochondrion. The transcript is spliced from 8 exons.
GUUGGUCAGUGACGGCACGUGAUGUAGAACACUUCCUGUAAGCUUCGGUGGAGCAGGAGAGGAGGAGAGGUUACUAUGAAGUGACAAUACUGUUGUCAAGUUAUAACAUUUCACUUUGAAGCAACAGAUGUGGAGCAGAAUAUUGCGUCCUCGUGUGAUAGGCAGAACAUCUUUCUAUUGGAGGAGUCUCUUCACUAUGAGGCUGAAGACCAGUGAGUUCCAGUCUCUGUCCUCCGAUGGACUGAAUGAACUAGCAGAGAUUUUUGAGAAGCACAAGCAUGAGCUGAGGAUAGCCGGCGGUGCUGUCCGGGACCUGCUCUCCGGGAAGCGGCCUGAAGAUGUGGACUUUGCGACCACGGCCACUCCAGAGGAGAUGAAGCGCAUGUUCCAAAAAGCUGGCAUAAGGAUGAUCAACAACAAAGGAGAGAAACAUGGCACCAUCACAGCAAGACUGCACAAUGAGAACUUUGAGGUGACCACGUUGCGCGUGGACGUUCAGACCGAUGGACGUCAUGCAGAGGUGGAGUUCACCACUGACUGGCAGAAAGACGCCGAGCGAAGAGACCUCACCAUCAAUUCCAUGUUUUUAGGUCUCGAUGGCACAUUAUAUGACUAUUUCAAAGGAUACGAGGAUCUGCAGAACCGCGAAGUUCGGUUUGUCGGCAGCGCUGAACAAAGAAUCCAAGAGGACUACUUAAGGAUACUGCGCUAUUUUAGGUUCUACGGCAGAGUGGCCCUGGAGCCCGGCGCUCACAAGCCCGAGACGCUGGCUGCGAUCCGGGAGAACGGCCGGGGACUUGCAGCCAUAUCAGGCGAACGAAUUUGGGUGGAACUGAAGAAGAUGGUUGUCGGUAACCAUGCCGCUCAUCUGCUGGAGCUGUUGUACCGGCUGGACCUGGCCCAGUACAUAGGUCUACCUCCAGAUGGCAACAUUGAGGAGAUGAAGCGAGUGUGGAACACCGCCAAAGACCGCUCUCCUAAGCCCAUGACGGUCCUGGCGGCUCUCUUCCGCUGCCCGGAGGAGGUGGACAAGAUGGACCUCCGGCUGAAGGUGUCCAGGGAGGAGAAGACUCUGGCUCUGUUCCUGGUCAGGUACCGGCGGGAGCUCUGCAGGAGCCAAGACGAGCCGGACAGCCUGAAACCCUUCACUGACUUCAUCUUUGACAGCCGGGAGCUGGACACCCAAAGCAAAGUGUGUGAGCUGCUCAAGUACCAAGGUGAGGAGAAGCUGCUGGCAGAGCUCAGCAGGUGGUCCGUCCCCCGCUUCCCCGUCAGCGGUCACGAUCUGAGGAGGCUGGGCAUCACGUCGGGCAAAGACAUAGGCGCCACCUUACAGGAGCUCCGUGACGUCUGGAAGAAGAGCCGUUACCAGAUGGACAAAGAUGAACUUCUUGGUCACAUCAAGUCUUAAAUUGUUCCUCGCUACAGAUUGUUGAGAGAAGACAGUGGGACCCACGCACAGCAGCCGAUGGAUCCAUUUAGUUCUAAAGAAGGCCCGGUGGCACUUCUCAUCCACACAGCCACCACCGGAUGUGUGUCACGACGGCUGAUUCCACUACAGAGCGCCUGGCCGGUGCUUUGGCUCAGCAGCUGUUCUGUCACUAACACAUAGAUGUUUAACCCAUGUCGAAAAAAGAAGAAGUUUUGCUUUUGAUUUUGGUUUCCUCCUCAGUUUGACUGCAGUUGUGUAUAAUGCUGUGUUUUCUGUAAAGAAAAAUGUUCCUUUUAGUGAACAGACUUGUGCAGAAUACAAAGCCCUAUGUUUAUAUGUUCUAUGUUUGACUGCGUGAGAAAUAUUUUCUGUGGUGAGGUUGCUCCUCCUUCCUGAGAUGAGAUAUAAAGCCUCUGCUGCCCUGCU